Messenger RNA from Metarhizium acridum CQMa 102, 486 nucleotides. RefSeq lists its product as uncharacterized. The record is from RefSeq and is a predicted model, not a curated record. Lineage: Eukaryota; Fungi; Ascomycota; Sordariomycetes; Hypocreales; Clavicipitaceae.
AUGUCCACCAAGCGCAUCAGCAAAGAAUACGCCGAAAUCUCGCAAUCCCCCCCAGAGGGCUUCACCAUCUCCCUCCCGCCCAACGAAUCCAUCCACACGUGGCAAAUCACGCUCGUCCCGCCGCCCGCGUCGCCCUUCUACCCGGGCAAGUACGGCAUCCUGCUCACCCUCCCCGUCGAGUACCCCUUCAAGCCGCCGGCCGUGCGCUUCACCACGCGCAUCUACCACCCCAACGUGACCAACGACUCCCUGGGCAACAUCUGCCUGGGCAUCCUCAAGCCCGAGAACUGGAAGCCCUCGACCAAGGUCGCCGCCGUGCUCGACGCCCUGCGCAACCUGCUCGUCGAGCCCCAGCCCGACGACCCGCUCGAGGAGAGGAUCGCCGACGAGUACCGCAACGACCGGCCCGCCUGGGAGAGGAACGUCCGCCUGCACGUCGACAAGUACGCCCGCGGGGAGCCCGUCUUCCCCCCCGUCACCAAGUAG